Molecule: messenger RNA, 856 nt
Organism: Periconia digitata
Lineage: Eukaryota; Fungi; Ascomycota; Dothideomycetes; Pleosporales; Periconiaceae
Source: the annotation of a GenBank genome assembly
UCCAUCUGAUAUAUGUAAUGAUGAUGUGCCACCCCAUUCUGCACUUCAUUGAUAGGUGAUUGAGUUGAGGUCGCUACGAAAGGAUCUGUAAGCCUGAAUGGUUUCGGCGCCGGCGAUCGGAGAUCUACUCAGUUGAUUCGACGAUAAUUGCCACCGGAGAACACAGAAGUAGAUGGUGACAGAGAAUACGAGAUAGCGGCUUGGAUCCUUCGCAAUAGCUACUGUCAUCCCUCGAUCUCGAAGUGAGUGUUGACGUCUGCUUUCGCAAAUGGUGCUUGGUAAUCGGGAACGAUUCUUGUGAAAAGGCGCGGCAUUCUUCAUGAGAGCGUACAGAUCCGACGUUGGGCGGCUUAGUGAACGCACAUGUGCGCGUCGUGAUCACUCCGCAGAGGAGAAUCGUUGGUGUCCCGGGCCGCAUCUAACCCAAUCCCCUCAAAAACCUGGGGUUGUUUUAACCACCCCCUCUCAAGACUCUGGGUUAUUUGAACUUGUAUAAUAAACACUGGGGAUUUGUUUUCCAGUUAAUUGGGCGAUAAGAUCGUGAGGGUGGUUGCGGCAGGGAACAAUGCUAACGACACUGUCAGCGAAUUUUGUCAAGACGUUCUGUGGACUGUGAUUAUACGGACACCUAUGCAUAUUUCGGAUGCGAAUUUGUUAUUCCGGAUAUUAAUUCAUUUUUUUCUUGAUUACCAAAUUGCGAUUGUUCAUUUCUGCGUAUGCCGAGCUUUUCUUCCGGUUCGCACUACACAUUUCCACAUCGAAAAGCGUACCAUCAAACGGGGUUCUCAUGAACUCACGGAUUGAACGUUGACUCCGAUAAGCUGAAACAAUUCGAUUCGAAAAAUAGCGGAUUGUC